Molecule: messenger RNA, 1751 nt
Organism: Molossus molossus (Pallas's mastiff bat)
Lineage: Eukaryota; Metazoa; Chordata; Mammalia; Chiroptera; Molossidae
Product: Bloom syndrome protein-like
Exons: 11
Coding region: 41-1732 (563 amino acids)
Biological process (GO): telomere maintenance; double-strand break repair via homologous recombination; DNA replication
Cellular component (GO): cytoplasm; chromosome; nucleus
Molecular function (GO): four-way junction helicase activity; nucleic acid binding; nucleotide binding
Source: RefSeq, a predicted model, not a curated record
UCCAACCAGAGCUGGGGAUGAACUGCAACUGAGGUUUACCAUGAGCUUUAACAGACAUAAUCUGAAAUACUAUGUGUUACCAAAAAAGCCUAAAAAGGUGGCAUUUGAUUGCUUAGAAUGGAUCAGAAAGCAUCACCCACGUGAUUCAGGGAUAAUUUACUGCCUCUCCAGGCGAGAAUGUGACACAAUGGCCAACACCUUACAGAAGGAUGGUCUCCGUGCUCUGGCCUAUCACGCUGGCCUCAGUGAUUCUGCCAGAGACGAAGUACAGCACAAGUGGAUCAACCAGGAUGGCUGCCAGGUUAUCUGUGCGACAAUUGCAUUUGGAAUGGGGAUUGACAAACCCGAUGUACGAUUUGUGAUCCAUGCAUCUCUCCCUAAAUCCAUGGAGGGUUACUACCAAGAAUCUGGCAGAGCUGGAAGAGAUGGGGAAAUAUCUCACUGUCUGCUUUUCUAUACUUAUUAUGAUGUGACCAGACUGAAGAGACUUAUACUGAUGGAAAAAGAUGGAAACCGUCAUACAAGAGAGACUCACUUCAAUAAUUUGUAUAGUAUGGUACAUUACUGUGAAAAUAUAGCAGAAUGCAGACGAAUACAGCUUUUAGCUUACUUUGGUGAAAUUGGAUUUAAUCCUGAUUUUUGUAAGAAAUACCCAGAUGUUUCUUGUGAUAAUUGCUGUAACGCAAAGGAUUAUAAGACACGAGAUGUGACUGACGAUGUAAAAAAUAUUGUAAGAUUUGUUCAAGAACAUAGUUCAUCACAAGGAAUGGGAAAUAUAAAACAUGUAGGUCCUUGUGGGAGAUUUACUAUGAAUAUGCUGGUCGACAUUUUCUUGGGGAGUAAGAGUGCAAAAAUUCAGUCUGGGAUAUUUGGAAAGGGGUCUACAUAUUCACGACACAAUGCUGAAAGACUUUUUAAAAAGCUGAUACUUGACAAGAUCUUGGAUGAAGACUUAUUUAUCAAUGCCAAUGACCAACCUAUUGCCUAUGUGAUGCCCGGAAGUAAAGCCCAAGCUUUACUAAAUGGGCAUUUAAAGGUAGACUUUAUGGAAACGGAAAAUUCCAGCCGUAUUAAAAAACAAAAAGCCUUAGUGACGCAGGUAUCUCAGAGGGAAGAGGUGGUUAAGAAAUGUCUAGGAGAACUUACGGAAGUCUGCAAAUCUCUGGGGAAAGUUUUUGGUGUCCAUUACUUCAAUAUCUUUAACACUGUCACUCUCAAGAAGCUUGCAGAAUCUUUAUCUUCUGAUCCUGAGGUUUUGCUUCAAAUUGAUGGUGUUACCGAAGACAAACUGGAAAAAUAUGGUGCAGAAAUGAUUCCAGUAUUACAGAAAUACUCUGAGUGGACAUUACCAGCUGAGGACAGCUCCCCACGGAUGAGCUCAUCCAGCAGCAGAGGCACCGAGAAAAAUGGCUCUGAGGAGUUCAAUGAGGAAACACCCAUAUCUUCUCACUACUUUGCAAAUAAAACCAAAAAUGAAAGAAAGAGGAAAAGGAUGCCGGCCUGCCAAAGGUCUAAAAGGAGAAAAACUGGUUUCAGUGAUUUCAAGACAAAAGCGAGGUCCACUACCUGCAGAAAGAUAUCUCCUAAAAUUAAAUCCUCCACCGUACUUGGGCCAAUAUCAACUGUGCCUGGUUCUCAGGUGACAUCAGGAGCCAGUAGAAAAUUGGGGAUUAUGGCACCACCAAAGCCUGCAAAUAGACCAUUCCUCAGGCCAUCAUAUGCAUUUUCAUAACAACCAAAUCUCAGUGUAC